Messenger RNA from Humulus lupulus (European hop), 549 nucleotides. RefSeq lists its product as uncharacterized. The record is from RefSeq and is a predicted model, not a curated record. NCBI's taxonomy places the organism in Eukaryota, Viridiplantae, Streptophyta, Magnoliopsida, Rosales, Cannabaceae. Bases 31 to 549 code for a protein of 172 amino acids. The transcript has 5 exons.
CAUCAAGAACAAAAAAAACGUGCAUUACUAAUGAAGUCAAGGCAUCGAACCUCUCGUAGAGGAAUGGCUAAUAUAAGAGAAGAUUUGAAAAAAGAACGAAAUAUUCAAAAUCCAGAGAGGUAUCAAGUUUGGCUUAGAUCGCGUGAAAAAAAUAAAGUUCUUGUGACAGAGCUAGACCGACAAAUUGCCAAAAAGAUAGAGGACGUCAAAGAAAAAUUGAUUCGUGGCGAAAUUACAGCUCAGGGUCGAGAUGACAUCUUGACUCAAGCAUUAGGGACACCAGAACACCCAGGUCGUGUUCGAGCUGGCGGGUUCACUGCGACCGUUUCCAAAAUGUUUGGAAAAAAACAUAAAACAAUGACUGCAAGAGAGGAGAUUGCUCGACUAAAAGCUGAGAUUGAAGAGCUAAAAAGACAUAAAUUUAGCACAGAAGAGGAAUUAGCUCAAAAUGAAGAAUAUAAUGAGGAAAACGAUGAGUUUGGAUACUACGAUGAAGGGCAAUUUGAUGAGGGGCAAUAUUAUGAGAAUACAAGGUCCAUCUUCAUCUAA